AUGGCAUCCGCUAGACGGAGAAACAAUGAGACCUCGUUAGACGAAUGUCAGUCAUCGAGCAAGCUGCCGCGGAAUGACAAGAGUCACAUAGCAGCUUUAAUUUUAGCUCGAGGGGGGAGCAAAGGGAUCCCGCUGAAAAACAUCAAGAUGCUGGCCGGGGUCCCGCUCAUCGGGUGGGUGCUGAGGGCCGCCGUGGACUCGGGAAUGUUUGACAGUGUGUGGGUAUCAACGGACCAUGACAAAAUUGAGGAAGUUGCAAAGGCAUGGGGUGCUCAGGUGCACCGGAGGAGUCCUAAAGUCUCCAGAGACUUUUCCUCAUCAGUAGAAACCAUCCAGGAGUUUCUUGAGCACCAUAAAGAGGUGGAUAUAGUUUGCCACUUCCAGGCUACAUCACCGUGUCUCCACCCGUUCCACGUGAAGGAGGCCUUAGAGAAGAUCACGCUGCACGGUUACGAUUCAGUCUUCGCAGUGGUCAGGAGACACCAGUUUCGCUGGAAGGAGGUCGAAAAAGGAUCUGGUGAGCAAACAGUGCCGUUCAAUCUGGAGCCAGCCAAACGGCCGCGGCGUCAGGACUGGCCAGGGGAGCUGUGUGAGAAUGGCUCAUUUUACUUCGCCAAAAAAGAGAUCAUUGAAAAGGAAGGACACUUGCAGGGCGGUAAGUUAACCUACUAUGAGAUGCUGCCAGAGUACAGCGUAGAUAUAGACGUGGACAUCGACUGGCCUGUGGCAGAACAGAGGGUUCUCCGGUAUGGUUACUUCGGUAAGGUCACACCAGAGGUGGUCCGCCUAAUGUUCUGCAACAUUUCCGGCUGUUUAACGGAUGGAAAGAUCUUUAUGUCUGUGUCCGGAGAGGCAAUGGUGUCUGUCAACACCAGAGACACAACUGGGCUUCGGAUGCUGCAGGAAGAGCAAGUUGAGGUCAUACUGUUGACCACAGAGAAAGACCCCAUUGACCCAGCUUUGCUUCAAAAACUUGAAGAUAGGAUAAUGUGCAAGGUCGAGAAGGUGGGAAAGGAGCCACUGAAUGAUUUGAAGUCAGUUGUUGAGAAGAAGAAGCUGGAAUGGAAGGAUGUGGCGUUCAUGGGUUUUGAUCAAGCAGAUGUGAAAUGCCUGAACCUGGCAGGGCUGAGUGCAGUACCCGACGAUGCUCCAGCUGUGGCUAAAAAGGCUGCAAAGUACAUCUGCCGCCGUGCUGGGGGAUCCGGAGCCGUGAGGGAGUUCACCGAGCACAUUCUGCUGCAGAAGCAAAUGGCAAAAUCUCAGAGGGAGCAGGACCGCAUCGACCGCCACAACUUCUAAUCUUAAAAGAAGUCUACGUGGAAAAGGUUGAGAGUAAUAAAACAAAA
Molecule: messenger RNA, 1346 nt
Organism: Oreochromis aureus
Lineage: Eukaryota; Metazoa; Chordata; Actinopteri; Cichliformes; Cichlidae
Product: N-acylneuraminate cytidylyltransferase-like
Exons: 8
Coding region: 1-1299 (432 amino acids)
Molecular function (GO): N-acylneuraminate cytidylyltransferase activity
Source: RefSeq, a predicted model, not a curated record